Xiphophorus maculatus (southern platyfish) is the source of this 19604-nucleotide messenger RNA. RefSeq lists its product as uncharacterized. Lineage: Eukaryota; Metazoa; Chordata; Actinopteri; Cyprinodontiformes; Poeciliidae. The record is from RefSeq and is a predicted model, not a curated record. Gene Ontology annotation, cellular component: cell surface. Gene Ontology annotation, biological process: cell-matrix adhesion. The transcript has 185 exons. Bases 150 to 19238 code for a protein of 6362 amino acids.
CAAGGCAACACACCCUGCGCAAUUAACACAGCAGUCUCAGGUAUCAGGAGGGAGAGAGAGAGAGACGCUCCACAGCACCCGGAGGACUCCACAUACAAACAAGUGAUUUUCAACACAAAGCUCUCUGAUCCCAUGAUACUGGUCACAUUAUGAAAUCACGCUACCUAUUCCUGCUGGUUUACCUCGUUGGAGCCACCACUGGAAAUUCAAGGGCACAAGGGGCUACAACAUGUGGGGCAGAAAGCUGCGGUCAAGAGGCGGACGCGACCUCCCGCUUCCUGCAGUGUGUCGGCUUGCCGUCCACAGACACAGGAAAAGACCACAUGCAGAGGCUGAAAGUGAUGCUUGAGGCCACAAUGGACGUGUACACCUUCAUGAAAUCCAGCAUGACCGACGUGCCGGUCCUGAGCCUGGAAGGAGCUUUGAAUUUCAACCCCGGAGCAGAUCCUCUCCAGAAUGAAGCCCUGGUUCAGAUGUGGCUUGAGGUCAAAAUCAAACCUCUGCUGGGUUCCAUCACCAAACACUUCCUGUCCUGCCUCAGCACAAAGAACUUCAGCUGCUCCACUUAUCAGACUGUAGUGGGAGAACUCAGCCAAUAUUUUUCAGAGAUGAAUCCAGUCAGACAAAAGUGGAUCUACACGUUCUUCAUGUACCCCUUCCUGUCUGGAGAAAGAGUUACAGGUUGUGUAAACGGCAAUGAAAGCAGCAAAGAAUGGCUGAUGAAGAAUUUUGGCGCCUUCAGAGCGAUGGCCCGAAUGAAGGACUUCACCAGCCUCAACAUGGUCUUCAGUGGGCUGGAGGUUCUCCACCUGCUCUCUCCUGCACAAAAGGCCGAGCUGCUCUUAAAGCCUGAGGUGGCUGGUUUGGACAACGGCACCUUGACCCUGGUUUUCAACAGUCUGCUGCCCGGUCAGCAAACGACUCCCAGCCCUGGAAACUCGUCUGUGGUGCCAGUUGGUUAUUCAUCUCCACACAGCACUCUCAAAGAGAUCGCAAAUGGAUUCAUGACGGCUUUCAGACCGAUUGGAAGUUUUGCUCAUGAAUUUGUUUCUUUUACACAUCAGAGAAAUGUUUCAGAAAUAAAAAGCACCACUUUGACUCAGUUCCUGCUCAACUGGACUCUGGCUGAGCUGGCAAACGUGUAUGAGCCGCCCACGGUCCCAGACAUCCCCGAGUUUGAUGUGACCAACGUGGAUGACUGGUACCAGCAGGUGGUGCUGCCGCUGCUGCGCAGGUUCCUGCCGAACGACGAAAACUUGAUGCACCAAAACAUCACGCUGGCUUUUCACGAGCUGUAUUUUCUGGAACAUGGUGGGGAAAAUGAAUACGAUGAACUUCAGGAUGUCUGCAGCGUCACUCUUGAUAAGAGCCCUUGUGGGCUGACCGAUGCAGUGGAGAACGUAGCCCAUAUUAUGCACUGCGCUGCUAAAAGUGAGCUGACGAUGACUGAAGAAACCAUCAUGAGGCUGAUUACUGAGCUGGCUGAACGUCUGCACCUCCUGAUAAAAGAGUUUACCACAACAAACUUUGCAGGGCUGGCAUCUGACAUUAAGGAGAUAUUCAACGAGAAUGAGCCUCCAACUCUGACCCAACAUCACCUGGACGACCCCGAAUUCAUCAAACUCUGGUACCAGAUCAAACUGCUCCCUCUGCUGCCAGACGUAAACCCAGACCUCCUCUCCUGCCUGAGCACCAAAAACUUCUCCUGCCCCGUUUACCAAACCCUGGUGGCAGCACUUGGUGAGAGCAUGAGGCAAAUGGAUGCUGACAUGAUGUACAGUCACAACAUCUACAGAUAUUUCAUCUACUCUUUCCUGAAUCACAACGCCACUGAACCCCAGUGCAUCUCCUCAGCCAAUCAAAGUGCAGAAUGGGUGAACCUGAACUUUGGGUUCUUCUCAAGCUUUGCCUCUGUCAUCGACUUCUACCAGCUCAACCCCAAUUUCUCUGCGUUGGAAGCUCUGCAGGUCCUGACCCCAAAGCAGCUUGCAGAAAUGCUGCUGCUGCCUCUUCCUGGUCCAACGGACAAAGACACCGUUAUCAACGCAGUGUUUGACUUCUUGUUGGAGUCACCAGAAGACAGAAAAUUUACCGACGUUCUGCACUUCGUGGUCCAGCUUGCCGAAGAGGCUAAUCCUCCCUGCAGUGUCUAUCAACUCAUUUUUGAACGAAUGUACGGAGCCCUAACGAUGAUACCUCCAGACUUGGAGCCGGUUAUUUGGGCCCGCAUAGAUGAUCUCAUGGGAAUUGCGCCGGCAGAGUGUGUACCGGCAGAAGUCACGUGCCAAGACACGCAGAUCAACAGAACUUUAAUCUGCCAAAGCAUCAACAGCUCCGUUCUUCAGUCAUACCUCAACGACCACGUGCAUGUGUCAUGUAGCUUCACCUUGGAGGAAUAUGCUUGUGCUCAGCUGGAUGACUUCACGGCUGAACAGCUGGCUUCCCUGAUGAGGUGUAAUCUGCCCGGCAACGGCAGCCAUUCCAGGGUCCUGUGGAAGUUGCUGCUGACGAAACUCUCCAGCGUUUUGAACCCAGCGCUGGACAUGCUGGCCAACACGUCGGUGGGAAUGAUCCCGUCAGUGGAGGAAAUUUUGGAUGUGAUAGAGGAAAUCAGGCUGUCGGCGCUGACCGAUGAGGAGCUGACGGACAGCGGCGUGAUCCACUUGUGGUUCACAGAGCGUCUAAGCGUCUUCCUGCCAUUUGCGUCGGGGCGCUUCCUGCUCUGUCUGACCAGCAGGAACUUGAGCUGUCCAUCAUAUCAGCAAAUACUGCAGGUGUUUGUUGGCCACUUUGAGGAGAUGCCCUUCCAACAGCGGCUUGUGGUCCUGAAGGAUUUCAUCCUUCGUUUCCUUCUGAACGCUCACUCAGGUCCAGGAUGUUUGUCCUCCUUCAACAACAGCGCACAGUGGCUGACCGACAACUUCGGUCCAUUCUCACAGUUUGUGAUCAUCAGCGACCUGAUCCGUCUCAACCCACUCUUCAAUCCACUCGAGGCCUUACAUCUCCUCACACCAAAUCAGACUGCAGAGCUGCUGGGACUGAAGCUUCCUGAAAGCACAGACGCCGUCAUCAACAUGAUCUUUGAUUACAUGACCGAAGCACCAGAGGAAAGGAAAUUCACAGAGUUCCUGUCAUCUUUGGUUAUGAUUUCCGAGACGUUGAACCUUUCCUGCUCAUCCUACAAAACACUGUUCACCAGACUGGACGACGCCAUGGCAACAGCUUCUUCUGACGUGGCUUCAGCCAUCACAUACACUGAAGUGGCUUUAUUCAAACGACUACCAUCUGACUGCAUCAUAUACAGUGGGCAGUGCAAUGUAACGAUGGCAAAUGAGACAGACAUAUGCAUGGGAGUCAACAGCACAGAGCUUCAGAUCCUCCUAGACAGAUCAACGAUGGCCGGACGGCACUGCAACUUCUCUGUGGAGGAAUUUGCCUGUGCCUCUCUGUCAGGUUUAACAGCUGGGGAUCUGGCAGCCAUGUUGCGCUGUGAUAGGUUCUCCAACUCAAGCGGCUCCAAACCUGCCUGGAAGCUGCUGCUAUCCAAAGCCUCCAAGGUCCUGGAUCAAGCUCUGGAUCUGCUGAGCAAUACCACGCUCCGUCCUGACCAUCCUUCUGCCCCCAUGAUCCUGGACUCCAUACGAGAACUCCGGCUGCUUGUCGUCAACAUGACCGUCCUCAACGAUCCCGCCUUCGUCCAGACGUGGUUCGGCCGCCGCCUUCGUCCGUUCCUGCCAGCUGUUUCCGACGACUUCCUCUCAUGUCUCUCCUCCAAAUCACUGGACUGCAGCACCUACCACUACAUCGUGAAGACAUUUAGCGAGCUUCAGUCAGUCAUGUUGAAAGAAAGGCAGCUGUCUGUCUUGACACACUUCAUCACAGGUUUUCUGACAAACAACACUGCAGGACCAGGAUGUUUGUCCUCCUUCAACAACAGCGCACAGUGGCUGACCGACAACUUCGGUCCAUUCUCACAGUUUGUGCCCAUCAGUGUGCUGAUCCAACUCAACCCACUCUUCAAACCAUUUGACGUCAUUCAGCUCCUCACGCCAGAUCAGAGAGUGGAGCUGCUGGGACUGACGCUUCCUGAAAGCACAGACGCCGUCAUCAACAUGCUCUUUGAUUACAUGACCGAAGCACCAGAGGAAAGGAAAUUCACAGAGUUCCUGUCAUCUUUGGUCAUGUUCACUAAGAUGUUGAACCUUUCCUGUUCAUCCUACAAAACACUGUUCACCAGACUGGACGACGCCAUGGCAACAGCUACUUCUGACUUAGUUUCAGCCAUCACAUACACUAAAGUGGCUUUAUUCAAACGACUACCAUCUGACUGCAUCAUAUACAGUGGGCAGUGCAAUGAAACAAUGACAAAUGAGACAGACAUAUGCAUGGGAGUCAACAGCACAGAGCUUCAGAUCCUCCUAGACAGAUCAACGAUGGCCGAACGGCACUGCAACUUCUCUGUGGAGGAAUUUGCCUGUGCCUCUCUGUCAGGUUUAACAGCUAGGGAUCUGGCAGCCAUGUUGGGCUGUGAUAGGGUCUCCAACUCAAGCGGCUCCAAAGCUGCCUGGAAGCUGUUGCUAUCCAAAGCCUCCAAGGUCCUGGAUCAAGCUCUGGAUCUGCUGAGCAUCACCACGCUCCGUCCUGACCAUCCUUCUGCCCCCAUGAUCCUGGACUCCAUACGAGAACUCCGGCUGCUUGUCGUCAACAUGACCGUCCUCAACGAUCCCGCCUUCGUCCAGAUGUGGUUCGGCCGCCGCCUUCGUCCGUUCCUGCCAGCUGUUUCCAACGACUUCCUCUCAUGUCUCGCCACCGAAUCACUGGACUGCAGCACCUACCAAUACAUCGUGAAGACAUUUAGCGAGCUUCAGUCAGUCAUGUUGAAAGAAAGGCAGCUGUCUGUCUUGACACACUUCAUCACAGGUUUUCUGACAACAAACAACACUGCAGAUCCAAGAUGUUUGCCCUCCUUCAACAACAGCGCACAGUGGCUGACCGACAACUUCGGUCCAUUCUCACAGUUUGCGAUCAUCAGCAACCUGAUCCGUCUCAACCCACUCUUCAAACCAUUUGACGUCAUUCAGCUCCUCACGCCAGAUCAGAGAGUGGAGCUGCUGGGACUGACGCUUCCUGAAAGCACAGACGCCGUCAUCAACAUGCUCUUUGAUUACAUGACCGAAGCACCAGAGGAAAGGAAAUUCACAGAGUUCCUGUCAUCUUUGGUCAUGUUCACUAAGAUGUUGAACCUUUCCUGUUCAUCCUACAAAACACUAUUCACCAGACUGGACAUCACCAUGGCAACCACUUCUCCUGACAUAGUUUUAGCCAUCACAAACACUAAACUCUCUUUGUCCAAACAACUACCACUUGAUUGCAUCAUAUACAGUGGGCAGUGCAAUGAAACAAUGACAAAUGAGACAGACAUAUGCAUGGGAGUCAACAGCACAGAGCUUCAGAUCCUCCUAGACAGAUCAACGAUGGCCGGACGGCACUGCAACUUCUCUGUGGAGGAAUUUGCCUGUGCCUCUCUGUCAGGUUUAACAGCUAGGGAUCUGGCAGCCAUGUUGGGCUGUGAUAGGUUCUCCAACUCAAGCGGCUCCAAACCUGCCUGGAAGUUGCUGCUAUCCAAAGCCUCCAAGGUCCUGGAUCAAGCUCUGGAUCUGCUGAGCAAUACCACGCUCCGUCCUGACCAUCCUUCUGCCCCCAUGAUCCUGGACUCCAUACGAGAACUCCGGCUGCUUGUCGUCAACAUGACCGUCCUCAACGAUCCCGCCUUCGUCCAGAUGUGGUUCGGCCGCCGCCUUCGUCCGUUCCUGCCAGCUGUUUCCGACGACUUCCUCUCAUGUCUCUCCUCCAAAUCACUGGACUGCAGCACCUACCACUACAUCGUGAAGACAUUUAGCGAGCUUCAGUCAGUCAUGUUGAAAGAAAGGCAGCUGUCUGUCUUGACACACUUCAUCACAGGUUUUCUGACAAACAACACUGCAGGACCAGGAUGUUUGUCCUCCUUCAACAACAGCGCACAGUGGCUGACCGACAACUUCGGUCCAUUCUCACAGUUUGUGCCCAUCAGUGUGCUGAUCCAACUCAACCCACUCUUCAAACCACUGGAGGUCUUCCAGCUCCUCACGCCAGAUCAGAGAGUGGAGCUGCUGGGACUGACGCUUCCUGAAACCAAAGACGUUGUCAUCAACAUGCUCUUUGAUUACAUGAUCGUAGCGCCGGAGAGAAGUUUUGUAGAGUUCCUGUUAUCCUUCGUGAGAUUCACCGAGAUGGGAAGUAUUUUCCUUUCCUGCCCAUCCUACAAAACACUGUUCACCAGACUGGACGACGCCAUGGCAACAGCUACUUCUGACUUAGUUUCAGCCAUCACAUACACUAAAGUGGCUUUAUUCAAACGACUACCAUCUGACUGCAUCAUAUACAGUGGGCAGUGCAAUGAAACAAUGACAAAUGAGACAGACAUAUGCAUGGGAGUCAACAGCACAGAGCUUCAGAUCCUCCUAGACAGAUCAACGAUGGCCGAACGGCACUGCAACUUCUCUGUGGAGGAAUUUGCCUGUGCCUCUCUGUCAGGUUUAACAGCUAGGGAUCUGGCAGCCAUGUUGGGCUGUGAUAGGGUCUCCAACUCAAGCGGCUCCAAAGCUGCCUGGAAGCUGUUGCUAUCCAAAGCCUCCAAGGUCCUGGAUCAAGCUCUGGAUCUGCUGAGCAUCACCACGCUCCGUCCUGACCAUCCUUCUGCCCCCAUGAUCCUGGACUCCAUACGAGAACUCCGGCUGCUUGUCGUCAACAUGACCGUCCUCAACGAUCCCGCCUUCGUCCAGAUGUGGUUCGGCCGCCGCCUUCGUCCGUUCCUGCCAGCUGUUUCCAACGACUUCCUCUCAUGUCUCGCCACCGAAUCACUGGACUGCAGCACCUACCAAUACAUCGUGAAGACAUUUAGCGAGCUUCAGUCAGUCAUGUUGAAAGAAAGGCAGCUGUCUGUCUUGACACACUUCAUCACAGGUUUUCUGACAACAAACAACACUGCAGAUCCAAGAUGUUUGCCCUCCUUCAACAACAGCGCACAGUGGCUGACCGACAACUUCGGUCCAUUCUCACAGUUUGCGAUCAUCAGCAACCUGAUCCGUCUCAACCCACUCUUCAAACCAUUUGACGUCAUUCAGCUCCUCACGCCAGAUCAGAGAGUGGAGCUGCUGGGACUGACGCUUCCUGAAAGCACAGACGCCGUCAUCAACAUGCUCUUUGAUUACAUGACCGAAGCACCAGAGGAAAGGAAAUUCACAGAGUUCCUGUCAUCUUUGGUCAUGUUCACUAAGAUGUUGAACCUUUCCUGUUCAUCCUACAAAACACUAUUCACCAGACUGCACAUCACCAUGGCAACCACUUCUCCUGACAUAGUUUUAGCCAUCACAAACACUAAACUCUCUUUGUCCAAACAACUACCACUUGAUUGCAUCAUAUACAGUGGGCAGUGCAAUGAAACAAUGACAAAUGAGACAGACAUAUGCAUGGGAGUCAACAGCACAGAGCUUCAGAUCCUCCUAGACAGAUCAACGAUGGCCGGACGGCACUGCAACUUCUCUGUGGAGGAAUUUGCCUGUGCCUCUCUGUCAGGUUUAACAGCUAGGGAUCUGGCAGCCAUGUUGGGCUGUGAUAGGUUCUCCAACUCAAGCGGCUCCAAACCUGCCUGGAAGUUGCUGCUAUCCAAAGCCUCCAAGGUCCUGGAUCAAGCUCUGGAUCUGCUGAGCAAUACCACGCUCCGUCCUGACCAUCCUUCUGCCCCCAUGAUCCUGGACUCCAUACGAGAACUCCGGCUGCUUGUCGUCAACAUGACCGUCCUCAACGAUCCCGCCUUCGUCCAGAUGUGGUUCGGCCGCCGCCUUCGUCCGUUCCUGCCAGCUGUUUCCGACGACUUCCUCUCAUGUCUCUCCUCCAAAUCACUGGACUGCAGCACCUACCACUACAUCGUGAAGACAUUUAGCGAGCUUCAGUCAGUCAUGUUGAAAGAAAGGCAGCUGUCUGUCUUGACACACUUCAUCACAGGUUUUCUGACAAACAACACUGCAGGACCAGGAUGUUUGUCCUCCUUCAACAACAGCGCACAGUGGCUGACCGACAACUUCGGUCCAUUCUCACAGUUUGUGCCCAUCAGUGUGCUGAUCCAACUCAACCCACUCUUCAAACCACUGGAGGUCUUCCAGCUCCUCACGCCAGAUCAGAGAGUGGAGCUGCUGGGACUGACGCUUCCUGAAACCAAAGACGUUGUCAUCAACAUGCUCUUUGAUUACAUGAUCGUAGCGCCGGAGAGAAGUUUUGUAGAGUUCCUGUUAUCCUUCGUGAGAUUCACCGAGAUGGGAAGUAUUUUCCUUUCCUGCCCAUCCUACAAAACACUGUUCACCAGACUGGACGACGCCAUGGCAACAGCUACUUCUGACUUAGUUUCAGCCAUCACAUACACUAAAGUGGCUUUAUUCAAACGACUACCAUCUGACUGCAUCAUAUACAGUGGGCAGUGCAAUGAAACAAUGACAAAUGAGACAGACAUAUGCAUGGGAGUCAACAGCACAGAGCUUCAGAUCCUCCUAGACAGAUCAACGAUGGCCGGACGGCACUGCAACUUCUCUGUGGAGGAAUUUGCCUGUGCCUCUCUGUCAGGUUUAACAGCUAGGGAUCUGGCAGCCAUGUUGGGCUGUGAUAGGGUCUCCAACUCAAGCGGCUCCAAACCUGCCUGGAAGCUGUUGCUAUCCAAAGCCUCCAAGGUCCUGGAUCAAGCUCUGGAUCUGCUGAGCAUCACCACGCUCCGUCCUGACCAUCCUUCUGCCCCCAUGAUCCUGGACUCCAUACGAGAACUCCGGCUGCUUGUCGUCAACAUGACCGUCCUCAACGAUCCCGCCUUCGUCCAGAUGUGGUUCGGCCGCCGCCUUCGUCCGUUCCUGCCAGCUGUUUCCAACGACUUCCUCUCAUGUCUCGCCACCGAAUCACUGGACUGCAGCACCUACCAAUACAUCGUGAAGACAUUUAGCGAGCUUCAGUCAGUCAUGUUGAAAGAAAGGCAGCUGUCUGUCUUGACACACUUCAUCACAGGUUUUCUGACAACAAACAACACUGCAGAUCCAAGAUGUUUGCCCUCCUUCAACAACAGCGCACAGUGGCUGACCGACAACUUCGGUCCAUUCUCACAGUUUGCGAUCAUCAGGAACCUGAUCCGUCUCAACCCACUCUUCAAACCAUUUGACGUCAUUCAGCUCCUCACGCCAGAUCAGAGAGUGGAGCUGCUGGGACUGACGCUUCCUGAAAGCACAGACGCCGUCAUCAACAUGCUCUUUGAUUACAUGACCGAAGCACCAGAGGAAAGGAAAUUCACAGAGUUCCUGUCAUCUUUGGUCAUGUUCACUAAGAUGUUGAACCUUUCCUGUUCAUCCUACAAAACACUAUUCACCAGACUGGACAUCACCAUGGCAACCACUUCUCCUGACAUAGUUUUAGCCAUCACAAACACUAAACUCUCUUUGUCCAAACAACUACCACUUGAUUGCAUCAUAUACAGUGGGCAGUGCAAUGAAACAAUGACAAAUGAGACAGACAUAUGCAUGGGAGUCAACAGCACAGAGCUUCAGAUCCUCCUAGACAGAUCAACGAUGGCCGGACGGCACUGCAACUUCUCUGUGGAGGAAUUUGCCUGUGCCUCUCUGUCAGGUUUAACAGCUAGGGAUCUGGCAGCCAUGUUGGGCUGUGAUAGGUUCUCCAACUCAAGCGGCUCCAAACCUGCCUGGAAGUUGCUGCUAUCCAAAGCCUCCAAGGUCCUGGAUCAAGCUCUGGAUCUGCUGAGCAAUACCACGCUCCGUCCUGACCAUCCUUCUGCCCCCAUGAUCCUGGACUCCAUACGAGAACUCCGGCUGCUUGUCGUCAACAUGACCGUCCUCAACGAUCCCGCCUUCGUCCAGAUGUGGUUCGGCCGCCGCCUUCGUCCGUUCCUGCCAGCUGUUUCCGACGACUUCCUCUCAUGUCUCUCCUCCAAAUCACUGGACUGCAGCACCUACCACUACAUCAUGAAGACAUUUAGCGAGCUUCAGUCAGUCAUGUUGAAAGAAAGGCAGCUGUCUGUCUUGACACACUUCAUCACAGGUUUUCUGACAAACAACACUGCAGGACCAGGAUGUUUGUCCUCCUUCAACAACAGCGCACAGUGGCUGACCGACAACUUCGGUCCAUUCUCACAGUUUGUGCCCAUCAGUGUGCUGAUCCAACUCAACCCACUCUUCAAACCACUGGAGGUCUUCCAGCUCCUCACGCCAGAUCAGAGAGUGGAGCUGCUGGGACUGACGCUUCCUGAAAACAAAGACGUUGUCAUCAACAUGCUCUUUGAUUACAUGAUCGUAGCGCCGGAGAGAAGUUUUGUAGAGUUCCUGUUAUCCUUCGUGAGAUUCACCGAGAUGGGAAGUCUUUUCCUUUCCUGCCCAUCCUACAAAACACUGUUCACCAGACUGGACGACGCCAUGGCAACAGCUACUUCUGACUUAGUUUCAGCCAUCACAUACACUAAAGUGGCUUUAUUCAAACGACUACCAUCUGACUGCAUCAUAUACAGUGGGCAGUGCAAUGAAACAAUGACAAAUGAGACAGACAUAUGCAUGGGAGUCAACAGCACAGAGCUUCAGAUCCUCCUAGACAGAUCAACGAUGGCCGGACGGCACUGCAACUUCUCUGUGGAGGAAUUUGCCUGUGCCUCUCUGUCAGGUUUAACAGCUAGGGAUCUGGCAGCCAUGUUGGGCUGUGAUAGGUUCUCCAACUCAAGCGGCUCCAAAGCUGCCUGGAAGCUGUUGCUAUCCAAAACCUCCAAGGUCCUGGAUCAAGCUCUGGAUCUGCUGAGCAAUACCACGCUCCGUCCUGACCAUCCUUCUGCCCCCAUGAUCCUGGACUCCAUACGAGAACUCCGGCUGCUUGUCGUCAACAUGACCGUCCUCAACGAUCCCGCCUUCGUCCAGAUGUGGUUCGGCCGCCGCCUUCGUCCGUUCCUGCCAGCUGUUUCCAACGACUUCCUCUCAUGUCUCGCCACCGAAUCACUGGACUGCAGCACCUACCAAUACAUCGUGAAGACAUUUAGCGAGCUUCAGUCAGUCAUGUUGAAAGAAAGGCAGCUGUCUGUCUUGACACACUUCAUCACAGGUUUUCUGACAACAAACAACACUGCAGAUCCAAGAUGUUUGCCCUCCUUCAACAACAGCGCACAGUGGCUGACCGACAACUUCGGUCCAUUCUCACAGUUUGCGAUCAUCAGGAACCUGAUCCGUCUCAACCCACUCUUCAAACCAUUUGACGUCAUUCAGCUCCUCACGCCAGAUCAGAGAGUGGAGCUGCUGGGACUGACGCUUCCUGAAAGCACAGACGCCGUCAUCAACAUGCUCUUUGAUUACAUGACCGAAGCACCAGAGGAAAGGAAAUUCACAGAGUUCCUGUCAUCUUUGGUCAUGUUCACUAAGAUGUUGAACCUUUCCUGUUCAUCCUACAAAACACUAUUCACCAGACUGGACAUCACCAUGGCAACCACUUCUCCUGACAUAGUUUUAGCCAUCACAAACACUAAACUCUCUUUGUCCAAACAACUACCACUUGAUUGCAUCAUAUACAGUGGGCAGUGCAAUGUAACGAUGGCAAAUGAGACAGACAUAUGCAUGGGAGUCAACAGCACAGAGCUUCAGAUCCUCCUAGACAGAUCAACGAUGGCCGGACGGCACUGCAACUUCUCUGUGGAGGAAUUUGCCUGUGCCUCUCUGUCAGGUUUAACAGCUAGGGAUCUGGCAGCCAUGUUGGGCUGUGAUAGGUUCUCCAACUCAAGCGGCUCCAAAGCUGCCUGGAAGCUGCUGCUAUCCAAAGCCUCCAAGGUCCUGGAUCAAGCUCUGGAUCUGCUGAGCAAUACCACGCUCCGUCCUGACCAUCCUUCUGCCCCCAUGAUCCUGGACUCCAUACGAGAACUCCGGCUGCUUGUCGUCAACAUGACCGUCCUCAACGAUCCCGCCUUCGUCCAGAUGUGGUUCGGCCGCCGCCUUCGUCCGUUCCUGCCAGCUGUUUCCGACGACUUCCUCUCAUGUCUCUCCUCCAAAUCACUGGACUGCAGCACCUACCACUACAUCGUGAAGACAUUUAUCGAGCUUCAGUCAGUCAUGUUGAAAGAAAGGCAGCUGUCUGUCUUGACACACUUCAUCACAGGUUUUCUGACAAACAACACUGCAGGACCAGGAUGUUUGUCCUCCUUCAACAACAGCGCACAGUGGCUGACCGACAACUUCGGUCCAUUCUCACAGUUUGUGCCCAUCAGUGUGCUGAUCCAACUCAACCCACUCUUCAAACCACUGGAGGUCUUCCAGCUCCUCACGCCAGAUCAGAGAGUGGAGCUGCUGGGACUGACGCUUCCUGAAAACAAAGACGUUGUCAUCAACAUGCUCUUUGAUUACAUGAUCGUAGCGCCGGAGAGAAGUUUUGUAGAGUUCCUGUUAUCCUUCGUGAGAUUCACCGAGAUGGGAAGUCUUUUCCUUUCCUGCCCAUCCUACAAAACACUGUUCACCAGACUGGACGACGCCAUGGCAACAGCUACUUCUGACUUAGUUUCAGCCAUCACAUACACUAAAGUGGCUUUAUUCAAACGACUACCAUCUGACUGCAUCAUAUACAGUGGGCAGUGCAAUGAAACAAUGACAAAUGAGACAGACAUAUGCAUGGGAGUCAACAGCACAGAGCUUCAGAUCCUCCUAGACAGAUCAACGAUGGCCGGACGGCACUGCAACUUCUCUGUGGAGGAAUUUGCCUGUGCCUCUCUGUCAGGUUUAACAGCUAGGGAUCUGGCAGCCAUGUUGGGCUGUGAUAGGGUCUCCAACUCAAGCGGCUCCAAAGCUGCCUGGAAGCUGUUGCUAUCCAAAGCCUCCAAGGUCCUGGAUCAAGCUCUGGAUCUGCUGAGCAUCACCACGCUCCGUCCUGACCAUCCUUCUGCCCCCAUGAUCCUGGACUCCAUACGAGAACUCCGGCUGCUUGUCGUCAACAUGACCGUCCUCAACGAUCCCGCCUUCGUCCAGAUGUGGUUCGGCCGCCGCCUUCGUCCGUUCCUGCCAGCUGUUUCCAACGACUUCCUCUCAUGUCUCGCCACCGAAUCACUGGACUGCAGCACCUACCAAUACAUCGUGAAGACAUUUAGCGAGCUUCAGUCAGUCAUGUUGAAAGAAAGGCAGCUGUCUGUCUUGACACACUUCAUCACAGGUUUUCUGACAACAAACAACACUGCAGAUCCAAGAUGUUUGCCCUCCUUCAACAACAGCGCACAGUGGCUGACCGACAACUUCGGUCCAUUCUCACAGUUUGCGAUCAUCAGGAACCUGAUCCGUCUCAACCCACUCUUCAAACCAUUUGACGUCAUUCAGCUCCUCACGCCAGAUCAGAGAGUGGAGCUGCUGGGACUGACGCUUCCUGAAAGCACAGACGCCGUCAUCAACAUGCUCUUUGAUUACAUGACCGAAGCACCAGAGGAAAGGAAAUUCACAGAGUUCCUGUCAUCUUUGGUCAUGUUCACUAAGAUGUUGAACCUUUCCUGUUCAUCCUACAAAACACUAUUCACCAGACUGGACAUCACCAUGGCAACCACUUCUCCUGACAUAGUUUUAGCCAUCACAAACACUAAACUCUCUUUGUCCAAACAACUACCACUUGAUUGCAUCAUAUACAGUGGGCAGUGCAAUGUAACGAUGGCAAAUGAGACAGACAUAUGCAUGGGAGUCAACAGCACAGAGCUUCAGAUCCUCCUAGACAGAUCAACGAUGGCCGGACGGCACUGCAACUUCUCUGUGGAGGAAUUUGCCUGUGCCUCUCUGUCAGGUUUAACAGCUAGGGAUCUGGCAGCCAUGUUGGGCUGUGAUAGGUUCUCCAACUCAAGCGGCUCCAAAGCUGCCUGGAAGCUGCUGCUAUCCAAAGCCUCCAAGGUCCUGGAUCAAGCUCUGGAUCUGCUGAGCAAUACCACGCUCCGUCCUGACCAUCCUUCUGCCCCCAUGAUCCUGGACUCCAUACGAGAACUCCGGCUGCUUGUCGUCAACAUGACCGUCCUCAACGAUCCCGCCUUCGUCCAGAUGUGGUUCGGCCGCCGCCUUCGUCCGUUCCUGCCAGCUGUUUCCGACGACUUCCUCUCAUGUCUCUCCUCCAAAUCACUGGACUGCAGCACCUACCACUACAUCGUGAAGACAUUUAGCGAGCUUCAGUCAGUCAUGUUGAAAGAAAGGCAGCUGUCUGUCUUGACACACUUCAUCACAGGUUUUCUGACAAACAACACUGCAGGACCAGGAUGUUUGUCCUCCUUCAACAACAGCGCACAGUGGCUGACCGACAACUUCGGUCCAUUCUCACAGUUUGUGCCCAUCAGUGUGCUGAUCCAACUCAACCCACUCUUCAAACCACUGGAGGUCUUCCAGCUCCUCACGCCAGAUCAGAGAGUGGAGCUGCUGGGACUGACGCUUCCUGAAACCAAAGACGUUGUCAUCAACAUGCUCUUUGAUUACAUGAUCGUAGCGCCGGAGAGAAGUUUUGUAGAGUUCCUGUUAUCCUUCGUGAAAUUCACCGAGAUGGGAAGUCUUUUCCUUUCCUGCCCAUCCUACAAAACACUGUUCACCAGACUGGACGACGCCAUGGCAACAGCUACUUCUGACUUAGUUUCAGCCAUCACAUACACUAAAGUGGUUUUAUUCAAACGACUACCAUCUGACUGCAUCAUAUACAGUGGGCAGUGCAAUGAAACAAUGACAAAUGAGACAGACAUAUGCAUGGGAGUCAACAGCACAGAGCUUCAGAUCCUCCUAGACAGAUCAACGAUGGCCGGACGGCACUGCAACUUCUCUGUGGAGGAAUUUGCCUGUGCCUCUCUGUCAGGUUUAACAGCUAGGGAUCUGGCAGCCAUGUUGGGCUGUGAUAGGUUCUCCAACUCAAGCGGCUCCAAAGCUGCCUGGAAGCUGUUGCUAUCCAAAGCCUCCAAGGUCCUGGAUCAAGCUCUGGAUCUGCUGAGCAUCACCACGCUCCGUCCUGACCAUCCUUCUGCCCCCAUGAUCCUGGACUCCAUACGAGAACUCCGGCUGCUUGUCGUCAACAUGACCGUCCUCAACGAUCCCGCCUUCGUCCAGAUGUGGUUCGGCCGCCGCCUUCGUCCGUUCCUGCCAGCUGUUUCCAACGACUUCCUCUCAUGUCUCGCCAUCGAAUCACUGGACUGCAGCACCUACCAAUACAUCGUGAAGACAUUUAGCGAGCUUCAGUCAGUCAUGUUGAAAGAAAGGCAGCUGUCUGUCUUGACACACUUCAUCACAGGUUUUCUGACAACAAACAACACUGCAGAUCCGGCCUGCAGCUCCAACACAGUCAGCAGCGGCGACUGGCUGCAGAAGAACCUGGGAGGCUUUUCUGUCUUCCUCUCCAUCCAGGAACUUCAGAAGCUCUACCCCAACUUUUCACCUAUGGAAGCCCUGGCCUCUCUGUCUGUCGGACAGCUGGUGGCCUUGUCCGCCACACCUGGGCUGCUGACGACUCCUGACCAGGUUGCCAUGGUGAUGAAAUAUGUCCCAGACCAAAUGUUGGCCAUCUUCUUUGAUGAGUUCUCAGUCGCCAUUAGGGGCAAUGAAUACAUCAUGCCCUCUGCAGUGAGGUCUGCCAUGCUGGAGGUUGUGUUCGACCGUGCAAACCUGUCCCAUCCCUCAGUGGAGGACUCGGUGGUAUCUGUGUGGCUCAAUAAUCGACUGCCUCCCCUGGUCAUAAGCCUGAUCCCCUCCCAAGUCAACCCAUAUUUCCAGAUACUGGUGGGAAGAAACUGCAGCCUUGGGCAUCAGGGUGUAACGCUUCUUAAUUCAACAAUCCCAACACUCACUGCGGACUCCCAGAAAGAAAUCUACAACCAAAUCGUUCUGGCACUGAAAGGACCUCCAGCUCUCCGUUGCUACGGUGACGGCAGCUUCUACAGAUUCGUCGAGGACUCGUUCUUGGGAUUCCAGUUCCCCAACCUGACCACCUUCCUGUCCCUCAUGCCUCGUGACCAAAAACAUCUGCUGGUGAACUCCAUGCCUCUGUCACAUCUGGGGAACCUGCUGCGUCGGCCAGGCGUCGUCGACAACGGAGCGCAGCUCUGUGAUCUCUACAGCAGCUAUGCCCAGACACCAGCGUUUUUGGAAACUGAGUCCCUGCCGGUAGACGUCAGGCGUCCCACCCUGCCCUGCGUUUGGCCCAUGGCCCUCAGCAGCACCAGGAGGUCAGAGGUCAACGCUUGGUUUGACCGAAGCCUCCAGAACUACUUGGUCUUCCUCUCAAAGAGUCUGAUCAGUCCAGAUGUUACACACAACACCUCGUGUCUGGCCUUCCAGAAACUUGUCUCGGUUCUUGGUCAAUACAACUACACCGCGGUGGACUUUGUGCAGGAAGACGUGUUCAAUACCAUCAGGAAUUACCUCCAAUCAGCAACACCAAGAUGUUACGACCCCAACAACCCAGAGCUGAACUCCACGGCUUGGUUUGCUGAGUACAUCGGCCCUUUCAUGCCGUUCCUCACUCUUGAGAUUUUUCAUACGUUCGGAUCAGAUAAGUCCCUCCAGGUGUUCACAGUGAACCCCCUGAACAUUGCACUCCUCAACCACUCGGUUUUGCCUCAGAACCUCACCAACUACUACACUGGGCUGGUCUACCAACAAGACAGUAACUUCAACCCCCUUCUCCUUCCUCUGCUGUGCCGGUGUGUCGCUCCUGGCAUGGCAUUCACCCAGCUGACUCCAGCAGAAAGUUUGAUAGUGUUGCGGAACCUCACCAUUGUCUGCCAAGAUCUUAAUCCACAGAUUUCUGCUGCUCUGACGAGCAACUUCGGUAAUAACAUCGACUCCAACACCAUCUCUGCUCUCGGCAAUGAAAGCACCAGCAUGUCCACGGGGCAGAUCAAGGCCAUCAAUCCACAGCAGCUGAUCAACGCACUGUUCACACUCAGCAACGUGAAUGGCUGGAAAGCAGGACAGGCUAAGAGCAUCAUAGAGUCUCUGAUGACAGUGAUACAGAUCAAUGACUCUUCGUCACUUUUUACGCUGGGUACUCUCAUCAUCGGUGUCCCCUCCAGAGUUUUCAGGAAAAUCCAAGGCUCUGAGAUUUUGGUUGCCUCCAGAAACCCCUCGCUUGUGGGACACAUGAUGUCCGCUCCAAAUAUCGUCCAGCAGAUUUUUGUCACCCAGAUUUUAUCAGUGAACAGCACCGGUGAGGCGAUCAUCCAGAACGUUCCAGACGAAAUGGCCACUGAGAUCCCUCGGGUUUUCCUGCAGAGCUUUACAGCCGGCAGCAUCACAAAGCUCAACAAGAAGAAAUGGAAACGCCAGCAGGCUGAGGUGUUCUUUGGCGUAAUAGCAGUGGAAAACGCCACGGCUGUCCUGGGAGGUGUGGACAACCUGUCCUCCUCUGUGCUGCAAGGAUUCACAUGCACAAGUGUGAGAACGAUUGAGAAGGCGCAGGUCAAAAAACUGGUCAAAGCCUGUCGGCGCAAAGGCACAGACAAAGUCAAACUGGUGGAGUCUCAGUUGACCUGCAUGUUCAACCGCAUCAGAGGAGAACCAGACAUCACCAGCUUUGAUCUUUUCCCUCCAGAUGUGCUGCUGUACUAUGACUACUCUCUGGUGUCACAGAGCAACUGCAGUUUCUACUUUGAGCAGCUCAGCGACGCCGACUUCUCGGUGUUCUCCUCAGAACUCAGCUACAAGCGGACCGCGCUGUUCGAUAACGCCAGGAACUGCCUGGGCAUAACAACCACAAACCUGACUAAAGCUCAAAUAACAGUUCUGGGAAACAUGUGCUGCUACCUGAACGCUUCUUACAUCCUGAACUCUGAUGAAUCCAUCUUGGAGAAACUAAAGACCUGCCCGGAUCUGUCUGCCGCUCAGGCGGCCGCAGUGCAGACCCGUCUGACCGGUGGGACCUCUAGAUAUCGACUUGCUUCGACAUGGACUGAAACAACUCUGAGGAACCUCGAUACAUUUCCUCUGUAUAUGUCUUCAGAUUUCUAUGAUAACUUUGACAAAACCACGAAGCGCUCGUUCUUACAGUACUACCUGAAAGUCCUCAGUACUAAUGGAGUCAGCAGAGCGAAGAUAGGGGCAAUGAAAGCAGAAAUAAGACAAUCAAUUAGUAGCAGACUUAAGCGGCAGACAGUCACUGAAUGCACAGCAGGAGUAAUCACCAAGGUCACCAUAUACAAUACCACCUUCCCCUUCGACUACCCCAACAUCAAUCAGUUCAACAGCUGUCUCAGUGCUGCGGUCGUCAGGGACAACCUGGAGGUCAUCACCCAGAAGGUGCAUCAGCAGGACUACCUUAAGAUUGUUCUCAGCAAGCUGCAGGAGGCAUACAGCACCACCGUCCCUGAAGACCAGGUCCAGGUCUUGGGCCCGGCGUCGCGCGUUGCCUCGGCAGAUCAGAUCAAUACAUGGAACAUCACUCAGGUGGACACGCUUGCAUCUCUGAUGGACACAACAAACGGACCGCUGGAUCCAAGCUUGGCUAAAGCUAUCAUCUCUAAGUAUCUGAGCGUGGAAGGCAACAAACUUGAGAGCGCGGAGCUUAAUGCUAUCGGAGGACCAAACCUGUGCUCUGUGAACACUGAGGUACUUGGCAACAUCUCUCAGCAGAGCUUGAGAGAAGCCAAUGCUUUGGAUGUGUCCAACUGCACCAGUGACAAACUCAAGGUGCUCUUCAACAUCGCCCUUCAAGCGUUUCAAACUAACUCUAGAGCAAGCGUUGCAUUGUACCAGUUCAUACAGCCAUACCUGGGGGGCGCACCUAUUGAGUUUGUUAAAAGUUUGGCAUCUUCCAACAUCAACAUGGACCUGCAGACAUUUGUUAAGCUGGACGAGAGUGUGGUACAGAGUCUGCUUGUUGGCGAAGUUAAAAGUCUUCUUGGUGACAACCUGCCUGACUUAAAAAGCUAUGAAAAUACACCGAUAGUACGCAGCUGGAUCUCAAGGCAGACACAAUCAGAACUCAACACACUAAACAUUGGGCUUACAGGAGGCCAAGCUGACAGCUCCGUCUCUACCAACUCGACUUCCAGCGCAACCACCCCUUCUGCUACCACAACUACAACAGUCACAACUGUCAAAACCACCAAAGGCGCCGGGGCCCGGAUCCAUGGAGACGUCGCCGGCUUCACCUUCUUUGUUUUCCUUGCGCUCCUCGUCUCGUCCAAUCAGGUUUCGAUCUGAAGAAACGCGCGGCUGAUUAUCAAACGCGCACCGUAGGCUAAAAUGAAUGGUUGGAUUAAAGGGUGAAAUCAUUUUUGGAUAUAUGUCUAAUUGAAAACAAACACUGUUUAAUGUUGUUUAUAAUGAACAAAAAUAUUUCCUGAACAGAAAUGGGUGCAAAUAUUGUGAUUGUGAUUACUUAAUUAUUUACUUAAAAACCAUUUAUGUCUUAUCUAUAAUACAAAAUGUGCUUAUUUGCAAUUUGCUGUAGGUAUUUGUGAAGGGGGAGACAUUCUGUAUUUUUAUCCUCCAUAUUUGACUUCUGAUGCCUCAUAUGAAGAAUGCUUCUGUUAACACUUAUUGAAAUAAAACUCUCCACUUUACUCA